Messenger RNA from Megalobrama amblycephala (Wuchang bream), 1792 nucleotides. RefSeq names its product creatine kinase, mitochondrial 1 (gene ckmt1). The coding region runs from base 224 to 1477 and encodes 417 amino acids. The record is from RefSeq and is a predicted model, not a curated record. Lineage: Eukaryota; Metazoa; Chordata; Actinopteri; Cypriniformes; Xenocyprididae. The transcript is spliced from 10 exons. Gene Ontology annotation, biological process: phosphocreatine biosynthetic process. Gene Ontology annotation, molecular function: creatine kinase activity. Gene Ontology annotation, cellular component: mitochondrion.
ACCUAGCCAAUGAAUGAAUGGCACAGUGCGACUUGUGUGUUACGGUGCCAGGUCAAACAGAAGGAAGUCUUAACCACCCCAUGGCACUGUAAUAAAGAAGGCCACACCUAUUUCUGCUCUGCUCUAUUGAAGAAAGCAAAAGCGUUGCCCUUGUACCAGUUCCUACUGUACUUCAGAAGAUAAGACCAACUUCAGCGGAUUAAAAAAAAGUAUCUGGGUUAAAAUGGCAAGCAGCUUCGCACGGGUUUUGUCCAGUAAAAGGAAGGUGGGCAUCUUGUCGUUGGUCGGCGCGGGAUCUCUAACCGUCGGAUUCUUCCUGAAUAGGGAGCAGCAUGUCAAUGCAGGAGCGAACGUCCGGAGAAUCUACCCUCCUAGUGCUGAAUAUCCAGAUUUGCGGAAGCACAAUAACUGUAUGGCCAGUCAUCUGACUCCUGCCGUAUACGCGAAGCUGUGUGAUAAAUCCACUCCGAAUGGUUACACUUUGGACGAAGCUAUCCAAACUGGAGUGGACAACCCAGGCCAUCCCUUUAUAAAGACAGUAGGGAUGGUGGCAGGGGAUGAGGAGUCAUAUGAGGUCUUUGCUGACCUCUUUAACCCAGUCAUCAAAGAAAGGCACAAUGGUUAUGACCCCUGCAACAUGAAACAUCCCACUGAUCUGGAUUCCAGUAAGAUACGGGGAGGCAACUUUGAUGAGAAGUACGUGCUGUCGUCCCGAGUCAGGACAGGUAGGAGUAUCCGAGGCCUGAGUCUGCCGCCGGCCUGCACCCGUGCUGAGCGUAGAGAGGUGGAGAGGGUUGUGAUUGAUGCCUUGGCAGGCCUAAAAGGAGAUCUGGCCGGAAAAUACUACAGCCUCACUCUAAUGACCGACCAAGAGCAGCAGCAGCUUAUUGAUGAUCACUUCCUGUUUGAUAAGCCUGUGUCGCCCCUGCUGACAUGUGCAGGCAUGGCUCGCGACUGGCCCGACGCAAGAGGCAUUUGGCACAACAAUGAGAAAACCUUCCUGGUGUGGGUCAACGAGGAAGACCACACUCGUGUGAUCUCCAUGGAGAAGGGGGGCAACAUGAAGAGGGUCUUUGAACGUUUCUGCAAGGGUCUGCUAGAGGUUGAGAGACUAAUUCAGGAGAAGGGUUGGGAAUUCAUGUGGAACGAACAUCUUGGUUACAUUCUCACCUGUCCGUCAAACCUGGGCACAGGGCUGCGAGCUGGUGUCCAUGUUACUCUCCCUCGCCUCAGCAAGGACCCUCGUUUCCCUAAAAUCCUGGAUAACCUGAGGCUCCAGAAAAGGGGGACUGGAGGAGUGGACACUGCGGCUGUUGGAAGCACUUUUGAUAUCUCCAAUCUGGACAGGCUGGGCCAAUCAGAGGUCCAACUGGUUCAGACUGUGAUAGAUGGAGUGAACUAUCUCAUUGAAUGCGAGAAGAGACUGGAGAAAGGCCAAGACAUCAAAAUCCCUGCCCCCAUCAGCCAGUUUAAAUAGAAUGGCAGUCUUUCUUAUCUCCUCCCUUCUCCUGCCUCCUCCCUCUUGUGUGUUCCUUCCUCCUUCAAUAUUCCAUGAUAAUGAUCCAUAAGCAUGCCUCUGUGUUACGUCAGACAUACCACACUCCAGUAUAAAACAGGAGUGAAUGUAUCGUACAUCAUGAUUGUGCUAAUGUGGCGCUAUUGAUUUGUCACAUUGUAACUUGAUCGUGUUGCAAUAAUACUAUUAUAGCCAUUGUCAAGAAUUGCCUCAGGUGUCAGAGAAUUAAACUGAUGUUUUGUUGAAGAGAUUGACAAUAUAAAGUGCUGAAGGAUA